AUGCGUCGUUUUAAUUCUGAAUGGUUUGAUGAUGGAUAUCCUGAUUGGUUGGAGUAUAAUGUUAGCAAAGAUGCAGUCUAUUGUUUGUAUUAUUAUCUAUUUAAAGGCCAUAACACUAAUCAAGGUGGGGGUGAAGUAUUUUCAACUAUCGGGUUUAAGAGUUGGAAGAAAAAGAAGAGUCUUGGAAACCAUAUUGGUCUACCGAACAACCCACAUAACCAGUCAAAAAAGAAAUCUCAAGAUUUAUUGCGGCUACAACAGUCUAUUCAAUUUGCACUUGGAAGGCAAUUUGAUCAAUUUAAGCAUGCGUAUUGGAUUCGCUUAAGUGCUUCAGUUGAUGUAGUAAGACUUCUUAUAACUCAAGGAUUGGCAUUUCGAGGUCAUGAUGAAUCUAAAUCAUCACUUAGUAAGGGUAAUUUUCUUCAAAUUCUCUCAUGGUAUGUGAAAAAGUAUGGUAAAAUUCAUGAUUGUGUACUAGAACUAGAUCCUCAAAAUGAUCAAAUGACUUCUCUAAUGAUUCAGAAAGAUAUUGUGAGUGCUUGUAAGAUAGAAACAAUUAAAGCUAUUCUUGAGGAAUUACAUGGUGACUACUUUUCCUUACUAGUUGAUGAGUCUUUUGAUGUGUCACGCAAUUAG
Lycium ferocissimum is the source of this 636-nucleotide messenger RNA. RefSeq lists its product as uncharacterized. The coding region runs from base 1 to 636 and encodes 211 amino acids. The record is from RefSeq and is a predicted model, not a curated record. The transcript has a single exon. NCBI's taxonomy places the organism in Eukaryota, Viridiplantae, Streptophyta, Magnoliopsida, Solanales, Solanaceae.